GGUUUGGUACUGAUGGUAUGGUUUCAAUAUGGCGGAAUGUCAACAUUAGAGCGUGUUGUUUCUCAUUUUCCAGAGGCUAUCGUUCGAAAUCUUCUGGACAAAAGCGUGUGACCUCGUGUCGGACAGCCGUGGUGAAUAUUGUCCGUUGAUAUGAAGCGAUUGUCGUUUUCGCUUUAGAGCUAGGAACGACGCCAGGAACAUCAUGAAUGGAUCGUUUGAGGGUGCAACGCAAAAGGGUGCCAUACCCAAGGCGAAGGUCGCCGCAAACAGGGUUGUAGACCCAAGUACCGACAACAACAACUCGAGGAAUUCGCUCUACAGCGAGGAUAUUGAAGAUGAAGAGACAGCGGGCAGGUCUCGGCGGUCGUCGUCACCGCGUCCUUCAACUUCAGCACCCAUCCGCCCAGUGACCUUGAACUGCACACCGCGAUGGAGGUUGGAGGAGACGUCUAGUCAAGGGAAGAAGGAAGAGGCGGGGCUCUUGGAUUGUGAUAUGGACUUGAACGUGCUGCCGAAGCAGAUGCUGCAAGACUUGUGUACUUUAAAUGGUGACUGUGAUAUUUGUGGGAGAACCACCAAUGGCAAGUACAAAACGUGUCAUUCAAAUGGCGAUGAAAGGACUGACGGAGAAGAAUCUGACGAUGAAGAUGAAGGUGACGAGGAAGAUGGGGCUGUAGGAGGUGAAGAACUCCUCUUAGAGGUACUCCCCAUUCGUAGCAGCCCUGACUCUGGCGAGGGUGAAAUGGAAACCCACAAAUCGCGAUCUCCUUCAUGUUCCUGGGACCAGCAGAGUAUUUCGUCAGGUGACGAAUGCUUCUACAGGUACCGGGGCGAAGACGACGAGCCGAGAUUGGCACCUCCAAUUGAAAACUUGCCUCCGAACAAUGAUGAAAGGCGCCGGUCUUCGUCUCCGGAAAUGGACUACCUGGAAAUGGACUUUGACCCCAGCUCUGAUUGGGGCGGAGACGAAGCAUGCCCUGAUGAAGAUGGGCGACAGCCACAGCAAGAGCAGCAGCAUCCACAACAACAACAACCGCCACAGGAAGCAGCUCCACCUGAUUUACAAAGACCGACCCCAGAACCAGUUGCCAUGCAGCUUGUCCAAGAGGCGCCCCCCACGCCGCCACCCCCAGCACCUAUAAUAAGACCGGCAGCCAGGGUACCAAGGGAGGAAAGCUGCAGAGAAAUGCUGAUCUGGUCACAAAUGCAAGCGGCGGAAUUGAUGCAACCGGCCUCGACGCCACUGUAUGCGGCAGCCAACUCAAUUUUCUACGCCUUGCACGCCCUUGGAUCAAGUACCACUAGGGAAAACAUCGUCAGCUAUUUGAACGAAGCACACCCGAUGCAGUCUGUGCCGCAAACCAUAGUCGGUUACCUUAAAUACAGAGCCUCUCACACAUACCUUCUCCCAUUUGCGCAAGCUUAUCCGAUUUUCACUGGAAACGAUUUGGCAAGAGCAUUUGGAACCAUAUCGCAGGAUCACAUUAAGGCUAGAUUUUUCCCGAUUCUCUCGAGAAACCUGCUCCAUUCUGGCAGGCUUUGCAGACUGAUUACACUUUGGUUAAGUAGAGGUGUUAUUCCAAUUGUCACAUUCUCUCUGGCAUUGACGGACAAUCAUCGGCAUGAAAUGAUUUUUGGUGCAAAUGGCAACGGUGUGUACACAAUGGCAGAUCCUAACAAUCUGCUGACAGAGCAGGCUCUGAAAUCAAGACUGGCUGAGCAAGGCACCACAAGUGUAUCUCAUUCGGACGUGCUGUCCAGGUAUAGCAGAGACCAGAAUCUUCAGCCUCUCUUGGAUAUGUGCUUGCCAUGGGUGACCAACAAUGUCUUAGGCACCGUUGUUGGCAUUUUGAGAUCUAAAUCUUUUCACAACCAGUCACCCUCCCCGACGUCUCCAGGUAGCAGUCAUCAUCAUCACCACCACCAUCAGCAACCCCCACUGACUUUUCCCCUGCCGCUGCUUAGCGUGUCAGGAGUGACUUUGGUAUAUCUUGGCUCAGGCAUAAACUGCAGCAUUAUUGAAUCCAUGCAAAAUAUGGAUGCAACCGAAUAGACUUUUUCACACACGCGCGGAAAGCUCUUGAUUCAAUGAGUGCCUGAAUAGUAUGCCAAUAAUGAUUUCAUCAAAUUACGCUUUUAUCUUUUCUAGCAGAGUCAAUGUCAACUUGUUAACUGAUCUUUACAUUUGAUGUAAACUUUCCUGAGCGUAUAAUAACUGAUUGACUGCGUAAUCAUUUAAACUUUUUUGUAGAUAAAUAUUUUUGAACUUGACUCUUUCUUUAAGUAUAUUAUACAGUAAAAAUUCCAUGUAACAUCAGAAAUAAAUCAAAAGUUACUUAUA
This is a messenger RNA of Cloeon dipterum, 2341 nucleotides long. RefSeq lists its product as uncharacterized. The transcript is spliced from 6 exons. The record is from RefSeq and is a predicted model, not a curated record. The coding region runs from base 203 to 2053 and encodes 616 amino acids. Lineage: Eukaryota; Metazoa; Arthropoda; Insecta; Ephemeroptera; Baetidae.